AUGGACAACGCCUUCGACUGGAUCGUGCAGCGGAACAACGGCGUUGUGUACACGGAGGAGAGCUACCCCUACGUGUCGGGCGGUGGCCAGGCGCCGGUGUGCAGGAUGUCCGACCGCACGGCGGGCGCCGUCAUCACCGGCCACGUUGACUUGCCGCAGGACGAGGACAAAAUGGCCGCCUGGCUUGCUGCCCACGGCCCGCUCGCCAUUGCCGUCGACGCCACCAGCUUCAUGUCCUACACGGGCGGUGUCGUGACGAACUGCUUCGCCGACCAGCUGAACCACGGCGUCGUGCUCGUCGGCUACAACGACAGCAGCGACCCGCCGUACUGGAUCGUGAAGAACUCGUGGGGCGCGGUCUGGGGCGAGGAGGGCUACAUCCGCCUGCAAAAGGGCACGAACCAGUGCCUCGUGAAGGAGUACCCCUGCUCGGCGGUGGUAGUGUGUGCGAUUGUAAUGGUUUUUUGUUUAGCGUUGUAA
Trypanosoma conorhini is the source of this 480-nucleotide messenger RNA. RefSeq names its product cysteine peptidase B. Gene Ontology annotation, molecular function: cysteine-type endopeptidase activity. Gene Ontology annotation, cellular component: lysosome. The transcript has a single exon. Bases 1 to 480 code for a protein of 159 amino acids. Lineage: Eukaryota; Euglenozoa; Kinetoplastea; Trypanosomatida; Trypanosomatidae. The record is from RefSeq and is a predicted model, not a curated record.